Thamnophis elegans (Western terrestrial garter snake) is the source of this 3863-nucleotide messenger RNA. Its product is annotated as translation initiation factor IF-2-like. The record is from RefSeq and is a predicted model, not a curated record. The transcript is spliced from 2 exons. Bases 1897 to 2874 code for a protein of 325 amino acids. Lineage: Eukaryota; Metazoa; Chordata; Lepidosauria; Squamata; Natricidae.
GGGGGAUGGGGGUGGCCAGGAUGGGCGUGACGUCACUCGUGUGGCUCCAGAGCUCCGUUUUCGCCUGCGAUGGCCACCCGCAAUCCUGUGCCAGCCAAAACAGAACUUGGGAAUGCCCCUGCGAACUCGGUUUUUGCUGGCAGAAACACUGCAGGACAGUUGUUCGCUGUUUCCAGGGCGGCCCCCCCGGGCCAGAUCUAAACACUUGAGUUUGACACCCCUGAUGUAUUAUAGCAAAAUAAAAAACUGACAAAACGAAGGCAUGUGAAAUGGGAAAGGGGAGUCAAAAUGCUGAUAUAGGUUUAUGCCUGUGUGUGUGUCUUAGUGCGCUGUUUGAUUGCCUAAUGACGCUGCAUGCCACACAAUCUAAUGCCAUCUUGUUUGAUGCAAUAGCCACGACAAAUGUUCCAAAUCUGGCUUGUUGUGACUUCGUUUUGUGGGUUAAUGUGGGCUCUCUAUCAUUGGAGGUUUUUAAGAAGAGACUGGACAGUCACUUGUCUGAAAAUGGUAUAUAGGAUCUCCUGCUUGAGCAAGGGGUUGGACUAGAAGGCCUCCAAGGUCCCUUCCAGCUCUAUUCUGAUUCUGACCAUUCUCUCCUGAUGAAAACUCACACAGUCCUUGGAUGCUUUUCUAGAAAGUUUGUACGUAUUUUGCUUUUGCGAGUUGUGCUUUGGAAAACAGGAAUUCAGAGGGCAGAUAGGCACACCCAACAUCCUCUCCAGAAGCCCAACCCACAAGCCCAACCCACAAGCACAACCUGGCAGAUGAAGGAGAACAUCCUGUCUUCAGAAAAGACAUGGAACUUGGAGCAGAGAGAGGCAUGACAGAACAGAGGAGAAAAUGAUCUCCUAAGAAAAUACAUUUAUUGUCAAAAAGACAGGAGAAAUAAAUUGAAUUUUUGGGCGGUGUUGUAAACUAUUUCUGCUUGAGCAGAAAGCUACGUUUAUAGUUGGAACUUGUUUACAUGUGCAAAUGUCAUUCUUCUUGUUCCUGAAUAAGAAAUACCAAUAGAUUUUAAAUAAUGUCAGUUCUCUUGUUUUUUUGCUGAGUGUUUCAUGCUUUGGAACGGGUCUCAGGAAAAUGUUUCAUUUUAUGUUGGAUCCAAAGGAUCAGGCAGGAUUUGUAACUGUGUGGGUCGUUUUGUUUGGCUGUGUUGUUUUGUACAAACUGGGUUUUUUACUUUUGUUAUAAAUGGGGGGGGGGAGGAGGAAGGCAUGUUUUCUUUGUGCUAACAUGAAAUAGAAACAUCUACUUGAUUAAACUUGCAUGACUAACUGACUGACUUGUGGCCCACUUAAUGAAGUUUGCACACAAUCAUUAAUGCUUAUUAAAUGCACUUUCCUCCGCUUCUGAUUCUCAUGCUCAGUGGCGCCCGUGUUUCAACCGAGCCCUUUAAUUAAAUUAAUUGCCUGCUUCAGUGAAUAUCAACACAAUAAUUAACGUCAGCUCUGUUCAGCAUUGUUUGGGAGGGGAAGAGGCUCUUUAGCAACAGAGAAAUAAAAGGCCAGGCCAGAGGAAAGGAAUGGAAAUUCUACUUUGACUGCUUAACUUUAUUUCUUUAUCUUGCCCUGAAAAGGAUUGGCAGUUCUCAGCCCAGUCACGGUUCCACCAUCUGGAUAAUGGUCACAAUUUUUCUUUGCAGAUGGGCUGGGUGCAUUACAAUGCCUUCUGCUUUGCCUCCCCACCUGAACAUUUUACCUUGGAGUCCUCCAAUAAGAAGCAAUCAGAAAACCUGCCCCUCCUGUCUGGGUCCAUCAUUGGCUUCCACACCAGGCUCAGACCCCAAUUGGGGAGAAGACAAGCGUGUCUUUAAACAGCAACUACUGCGUGGAUGCAGACAAAGGAGCCUGGCAAAAGGAAGGGAAGGCGAUGGGAAGUUCAUCCAGAGGCACAUGAAUGAGUGGAGCCUCCCUGGACAGAGGCAGUCUACCUGCACAAACCUCCUCAGGAGCCUUGGAAGGAGCCCCCCCCCCCACUUCCUGGAUCCUUUGGGGCCUCCUCCUCCUCCUCCUCCUCUCGGGCGGCGCUCCCUUCCUGGCUCCCUCCGUCCUCCUGCAGGGGGGAGAGAGAGAGAGAGAGGCCGAAGCCUCCGCCUCCCGCGGCCCCACCUCCCGGCCUCCCCCCGCCAGACCAGGCCUCCCUUCUGCGGAGGACCCCCCCGGACUUCCACUCCCGGCAUCCCCUGCUCUCCACCUGCAUCAGGCCGCAUGCGCACUCGAAUCGGGAAAGUCCUUCAGCGGCUGCAUGGAAUCCGAAAGUGAGGGUCUCCUUCUUCAGCCAAGCCCCGCCCCUUCCUCUUCUAGUCACGAACCCUGGGCUUUUCCCGCCAGUUCGCCUCAUUUGCAUCGGAGCAGCUUCUGCCCCACCCCAUUGGCGGGCUGCCGCCGGGCCACACCCCCUACUCGACUCUGCAGCGGCCGCCUUCCCUCCCCUCGUUUGGCUCCUCCCUUGCGCCGCUGGCUCCGCCCCGCCGCUCCCUCCCCUUCGCCCGGCUUAGCCAAACUGAAGAGGGCGGAGGGCGAUGGGGGCAUUCCCAAAGCGGCUGCAAUGGACGGGAACGGAGGGAGGGUCCCAUGGGCAGCCUCGGCUUUCCUGUGCCGGAACCCUUUCUGCCUCCCCGGAGCUGCUCCCUUCCCCGCCCCAUUCAGCCUGCAGCCCCUGGGCAACUCCGCGUGGCCCCCUUUCCUCCUGGGGCGGGUGGGCGGGAGAAGGGGGGGUUGCAGCUGGGUCCAGGUGCUGCUGGCCGCCUGGCACCAAGACCCCCUUCCUCCCCCCGCUGGAAGGAGGAGCGGGCGAGGUCGCGAUGGCUGUUGCCAGCCUGAAAGAAGCCUUGAAUGUCGCCAUCCUUCCAGGUCUUAUAAUCAACACCAUUGAAAUUUCCCGGCCACCUGAACCCCGGAGGCUCCGGGCGGUUUUGCAAAUGUUAAAGCACGUUUUGAUUGUUGUGGGGCGCCUACAUUUGGGAUGUAUACCUGUGACCUGGGAUAGGCAACAGUUGGCCUGAGGUGUAGCUAUUUAGCAUAACAAGUGUAAAAGCUUUUUUUUGGGGGGGGGACUGUAAUUCAGCUAACCAAUAAUUCUGGGAGUUGAAGUCCAACAGGACUUAAAGUCGCCAAGGUUGAGACACUGCUUUGCAAGGCUCCUCAGAAUAUCCCCAUCUAAAUCACGCCAAAUGCCUUUCAAAAGAAUAAAACCGACGCUUAUAUAUUUAUACCUUUCCCUGAUUCCUGUCCUUAAGGUCCCCCCCAAAGGGAGCAGCUGGUGGAGGAGACCGGCCCAAUCUCCUUCGCAGGGAACUUUCCGGCACAGCUAAUCCUCAACUUAACGAUGAUUUGUUUAGCGACCGAAGUUACGCCGGCACUAAAAAAAAAUGGGGCUUACAUCUUGCACCCAACCGUUGCGCCACCCCCCACACUCACGCGACUGGGUAGCAACUGGCAUAUAUUUAUGUCACGCGAUUGGCACCCGGAGCCUCCCCCAGCUGGCAUCAAUGAUGCACUUAAUGACCACUUGAUUUAUUUAACAGCUGCAGUGGUUGGUUUAACAGCCGGGGUAAAAGUGUCUUAAAAUCAGCCACAAAGCAGUUAACCAUCUUGGGGGUGGAAAUUUGGGAGUCGUAAGUUGAGGACUACCGAUCGAUGUCUUAGCCAAUCUGCUGAAGGCUCAAAAGUCCCUCUUGGUCGUUAUACAGACCUUCGUUUUUCUGAGCAGGUGCCCACCAGGUGAGGUCUUACACCUUUGUGGCCUUUUGACAGCACCUUCUCCCUUGGCCCUGUCUGUUGACCCCCUUCUGGGUAGAAUAGAAUAAGCUGGAAGGGGUCUUGGAGGUCUUCUAGUCCAGCCCCCUUUAGACAAGUGAUGGU